CCUUCCUCUCCAUCCCUUUUUCCCAUAGCUUCGGAAUUCGUCAAAGUCGACAAGAUGAUUUUCGGUUACUCUUCACUUUUCUUGUUGUCUUCUAUGUUGGCCACGACAUUAGCGAGAAAACGCGCCACGAGUAAUGACAGCUGUCAAGCACUGAGCAAAACAUUCCGUACGGAAACCUAUAUGUCUUCCAAUAGCAGUUACAAUGCUCACUCAGAAGAGAAUUGGUAUGCUCUCUGCUACCUACUUCAAUGGAGACCAAAGACUGACCUUUCUGUCUAGGUCACAAGUUGCUUGGAAGAAACCAACGUGCAUCAUUACCCCAGCCACUACAACAGACCUCCAGUCUAUAGUGAGGAUGCUUAUGGAACUCAACCAAAAGUUUGCGAUCCGAAGUGGUGGACAUUCAACCGCUCCAGAAGCGGCUAAUAUUGAUGAUGGCGUAUUGGUCGACAUGUCGCUCAUCAAAGAGGUGACUUACAAUGCAGCCAAGAAUACUGUUGUCGUUGCAUCAGGAAACAGAUGGUAAGUCAUUUUCCUUGGCUUUCUAACUCUGUUGAGAUUCGUAUUUCAGAACUAAACCAAAAACAGGGGCGAUGUCUACAAGGUUCUAGACCCUUUCAAUAUCACGGCUGUUGGGGCAAGAAUCAUGGAUGUGGGGGUGGGGGGAUCGAUACUUGGAAGUGGGCUCUCGUAUCUUACUGAUCAAUACGGAUUGGCUUGCGAUAACGGUUAGAGUCUCGCAUAGCCCUGUGCUAAUUCUAAAUUAAUCUCUCGCUAGUUAUUAAUUUCGAAGUCGUACUUGCAAAUGGGUCGCUUGUUACUGCAAACAGCAACGAAAACCCUGAACUCUUUUGGGCUCUAAAAGGAGGAACCAACAACUUCGGUAAGAUAACCAAUCGAGCGUUCAUCUGGCUUUCUAACCACCUUCUUGCAGGCAUUGUAACCAGAUUCACGAUAAACACUUUCCCACAAGGAUACGUUUGGGGUGGUAUCAAGGGGUAUACCAAUGCACAGUUACCUGCACUUCUCGAAGCUCUUGCAAUCUAUCAAGCCGACCCCAAGAAAGACCCCAAGGCCAAUCUGAUGUUACAGUCUGCAGUGACGAACGAUACCAUCGGUACUCUUCUCAAUAUCGUCUAUCUUGACCCUGUCAUUGCACCCAAAGCGUUUGCUCCAUUUUAUGAUAUCCCAACUGCCUGGGAUACAACCAAAAUUCAAACUCUUAGCCAGUUCAUGGUAGGUGCCGUUUUGCCACCUAUUCCUCGGUAAGCUACAAAAAUCUAUAUUCGAAGAGGAUACUAAUUAUUUGUCAAGGUGGGAUUUCCAUACCACGUCUUUCCGACCAAACAAGGAAAUACAUGAGAAGAUCCACAAGAUCAUAACCAACCCAGAAGAACUCGCUAAUCUCAAAAAGAUCACCGCUGGAACGAUCGUACUCGGGUUUCAACCGAUCUCAGCAGCUGUGGCGGGGCACGGAACUAAACGUGGAGGCAACGCCCUCGGUCUCAAUCCGGUUGCACAAACCUGGAUGGUUGCUGAUACUGCAUGGUGGCAUAAGGAGGACACUAAAACCGCAACUGAUUUUGCGGCCAACAUGCUCAAGAAAGUCGAUGUAGCCACAAAGGCUUCAAAUCUUUAUGAACCAUACUUGUUCAUGAACGAUGCUGCUCGUGAGCAGCCCGUCAUUGCCAGCUAUGGUGCUAAGAAUGUUGCCAGGAUGAAGAUCGUCCAAUCAAUGUACGAUCCAUUUUGUGCUUUCCAAAAACUUGUUGUUGGGGGCUUCAAGCUUGGUAGUUAUUUCUCAUAA
Messenger RNA from Hymenoscyphus albidus, 1807 nucleotides. NCBI's taxonomy places the organism in Eukaryota, Fungi, Ascomycota, Leotiomycetes, Helotiales, Helotiaceae. The record is from the annotation of a GenBank genome assembly.